This is a messenger RNA of Nycticebus coucang (slow loris), 591 nucleotides long. Its product is annotated as high mobility group protein B1-like. The coding region runs from base 1 to 591 and encodes 196 amino acids. Gene Ontology annotation, molecular function: DNA binding, bending. Lineage: Eukaryota; Metazoa; Chordata; Mammalia; Primates; Lorisidae. Gene Ontology annotation, biological process: regulation of transcription by RNA polymerase II. The transcript is spliced from 2 exons. The record is from RefSeq and is a predicted model, not a curated record.
AUGGGCAAAGGAGAUCCUAAGAAGCCAAGAGGCAAAAUGUCAUCAUAUGCAUUCUUUGUGCAAACCUGUCGGGAGGAGCACAAGAAGAAGCACCCAGAUGCUUCAGUCAACUUCUCAGAGUUUUCUAAGAAGUGCUCAGAGAUUUGGAAGACCAUGUCUGCUAAAGAAAAAGGAAAAUUUGAAGAUAUGGCAAAGGCGGACAAGGCCCAUUAUGUAAGAGAAAUGAAAACCUAUAUCCCUCCUAAAGGGGAAACAAAAAAGGAGUUCAAGGAUCCCAAUGCACCCAAGAGGCCUCCUUUGGCCUUUUUCUUCUUCUGUUCUGAGUAUCGCCCAAAAAUCAAAGGGGAACAUCCUGGCCUAUCCAUUGGCGAUGUUGCAAAGAAGCUGGGGGAGAUGUGGAAUAACACUGCUGCAGAUGACAAGCAGCCUUAUGAAAAGAAGGCUGCAAAGCAGAAGGAAAAAUAUGAAAAGGAUAUUGCUGCAUACCAAGCUAAAGGAAAGCCUGAUGCAGCAAAAAAGGACGAAGAGGAUGAAGAGGAAGAGGAAGAUGAAAAAGAAGAAGAUGAAGAAGAAGACGAUGAUGAUGUAUAA